AUGAAUUACGGAUUAGUUAUCGUGUGUGCAUUACUUGUGUGCGUUAAUCUUAAUGAAGGGAAGGACUUCACAUUCGGUUCGAGAGCGAACAAUUUGUUAAUAUCCACAAAUAAAGUUAAAUACAGAAGUCUACCGCUUAUUAGAAGGGACAAGGAUUAUGCUUACAAAGAUCCCAAGGAAAGAAUUAUCAAGGGUAUCAUCGCUCGAGAUCUGUCACGAACAGACACGGAGGUGACUAUCACUGAAGGUGGAAUUGGCGCAUCCAACGUCACACUGCACUUUCAAAGUGGAAGAGGGCAGGAGCUCAAUUAUCUCGUACUGAUAUUUAGCAAUAGUAGGGAUAUUAAUUAUAAUUUUUGA
Molecule: messenger RNA, 360 nt
Organism: Arctia plantaginis
Lineage: Eukaryota; Metazoa; Arthropoda; Insecta; Lepidoptera; Erebidae
Source: the annotation of a GenBank genome assembly